AUGCCUACUCUUGUUAACUAUAGUGGAGAUGAUGAAAUCUAUUCUGGGGGCUCCUUCUAUACAAAUCCCACGGACCUUGGUCGAUUAUAUUCAGUUGGAUCCCAUGUGGAUGUAUACAGCCCUGCUUGCAAGCGGGCUCGCAUUAGUGCCCCUUUUCUCUUUGGAUCAUCUGGGUUUGAGCAGAAUAAGCGACCAUCAAUUGAAGUUCUUCCAGAUGAAUGCCUUUUUGAGAUCUUCAGACGCGUUCCUGAAGGCAAAGAGAGGAGUUCCUGUGCCUGUGUCUCCAAGAAAUGGCUUAUGCUUUUGAGCAGUAUCAGGAGGUCUGAAUUUUGCAAUAGCAAUACUGAAGAUGAAGAAAAGGAAACAGCACCUGCUGUUUGUAAUGAUGUUGAAAUGGUCUCUUGUGAAGACAACAGGGAAGUCGAGAGUGAUGGGUACCUUACCAGGUCCUUGGAAGGAAAGAAAGCAACAGAUAUGAGACUUGCUGCCAUUGCUGUUGGGACAAGUAGCCGUGGGGGCCUGGGCAAGCUGUUGAUCAGGGGAAGUAACUCUGUUCGUAGGGUUACCAACCUUGGUCUAUCAGCAAUAGCCCGUGGUUGCCCUUCUCUUAGGGCUCUUUCUUUAUGGAACGUUCCUUUUGUUGGGGAUGAAGGUCUGUUUGAGAUCGCAAAAGAAUGCCAUUUGUUGGAGAAGCUUGACCUUUCCAACUGCCCUUCAAUUUCUAACAAGGGUUUGAUUGCAAUUGCUGAGAACUGCCCUAAUUUGAGUUCUUUGAAUAUUGAAUCUUGUUCUAUGAUUGGUAAUGAAGGCUUGCAAGCUAUCGGAAAGCUUUGCCCCAAGUUGCAGUCAAUCUCUGUUAAAGACUGCCCUCUUCUUGGGGAUCAUGGAGUAUCAAGUCUAUUAUCAUCAGCUUCUUCUGUAUUAACAAGGGUGAAGCUUCAGGCUUUGAACAUCACAGACUUCUCUCUUGCCGUAAUCGGGCACUAUGGAAAAGCUGUUAUGAAUCUUUCCCUUAGUGGUCUCCAGCAUGUUAGUGAGAAAGGCUUUUGGGUCAUGGGUAAUGCAAAAGGUUUGCAAAAAUUAUCGUCUUUGACAAUUACUUCAUGCCGGGGGAUAACAGAUGUGAGUCUUGAAGCUAUUGCAAAGGGUUCUGUGAAUCUGAAGCAGAUGUGCCUCCGUAAGUGUUGUUUUGUGUCUGAUAAUGGGUUGGUAGCAUUUGCCAAAGCUGCAGGAUCUCUUGAGAGUCUGCAAUUGGAAGAAUGUAACAGGGUUACCCAGUCAGGGAUCGUUGGUGUACUUUCAAACUGUGGAACAAAGUUGAAAGCUCUUAGUCUUGUGAAGUGCAUGGGAAUUAAGGAUAUGGCUUUCAGAAUGCCAGUGCCCUCUCCUUGCAGUUCUCUCCGAUAUUUGUCCAUUAGAAAUUGCCCAGGAUUUGGCAGUGCCAGCUUGGCUAUGGUAGGGAAGCUGUGCCCUCAGCUUCAGCAUGUUGACCUAAGCGGGCUUUGCAGAAUUACAGAUGCUGGGCUUCUGCCACUGUUGGAGACUUGUGAGGCAGGUCUUGUGAAGGUGAAUCUUAGUGACUGCAUGAGUUUGAACGAUGAAGUAGUUUCAGCCUUGGCUAGGCUACAUGGUGGAACCCUUGAAUUGCUGAAUCUGGACGGUUGCCGAAAGAUCACUGAUGCUAGCUUGGUUGCAAUUGCUGAAAAUUGUCUGUUUCUCAGUGAUCUAGAUGUGUCAAAGUGUGCAGUCACUGAUUCUGGCAUUGCUAUCCUGUCAAGUGCAGAGCAGCUCAAUCUUCAAGUCCUAUCGUUAUCAGGAUGUUCUGAAGUAUCAAACAAGAGCCUGCCUUGCCUAAAGAAAAUGGGCCGGACCCUGGUGGGAUUGAACCUCCAAAACUGCAGUUCAAUUAGCAGCAGCACAGUUGAGCUGCUUGUAGAGAGCUUGUGGAGAUGCGAUAUCCUCACAUAA
Dovyalis caffra is the source of this 1968-nucleotide messenger RNA. Lineage: Eukaryota; Viridiplantae; Streptophyta; Magnoliopsida; Malpighiales; Salicaceae. The record is from the annotation of a GenBank genome assembly.